AUGUCCACGUCUUUUUCGUUCUGCUUCACCCUGGAGCAGGUGGCAUGUGUCUGUGAGGUUCUUCAGCAGGGUAAAGAUCUUGAGAGGCUUGACCAGUUUCUCUGGUCUCUGCCCGCCUGCGACCGUCUGCACAAGAGCGAGUCAGUGCUGAAGGCCAAGGCGGCGGUGGCGUUUCAUCAAGGAGACUACGACAAGCUUUACAAGAUCCUGGAGAGUCACCAGUUCUCUGUGCAAAAUCAUGCCAGGCUCCAGCAGCUUUGGUUAAAAGCACACUAUACCGAGGCUGAGAAGAUACGUGGUCGGCCGCUUGGUGCCGUUGGAAAGUACCGGGUGCGCCGAAAGUUUCCUUUGCCCAGAACCAUUUGGGAUGGAGAAGAGACAAGCUACUGUUUUAAGGAUAAGUCUCGUUCCAUCCUGAGAGACUGGUACAACCGAAACCCGUAUCCAUUACCCAGAGACAAGCGGCAACUAGCAGAGGCCACCGGAUUGACUGCCACACAGGUCAGCAACUGGUUCAAAAACCGAAGACAGAGGGACAGAGCCGCAGAGGCCAAGGACAGAUGUAACAGUGAUCUUAGAGGUUCAGGAGUUAAACUGGAACUGUUUCAACUUACCUGUAGCUCUGAGGAUGAUGACGAUCAGCUGUCCAGCUCGAUUUGAUGAUGCUCCCACCAUCAUACUACACAGUACAUGUGAUGUUCCAGAGAUCAUACAUGUGUGCAACUCUUCUUUCUCUAAACAU
Trichomycterus rosablanca is the source of this 742-nucleotide messenger RNA. RefSeq names its product SIX homeobox 1a (gene six1a). The transcript is spliced from 2 exons. Gene Ontology annotation, molecular function: RNA polymerase II cis-regulatory region sequence-specific DNA binding; DNA-binding transcription factor activity, RNA polymerase II-specific. The record is from RefSeq and is a predicted model, not a curated record. Gene Ontology annotation, cellular component: transcription regulator complex; nucleus. The coding region runs from base 1 to 660 and encodes 219 amino acids. Gene Ontology annotation, biological process: regulation of transcription by RNA polymerase II. Lineage: Eukaryota; Metazoa; Chordata; Actinopteri; Siluriformes; Trichomycteridae.